GCUUCAAAGAUGUGUGUGUGUGUGUGUGUGUGAGUGAGAGUCAGGACGUAAAGCUUUUUAAAAACACGGACUCUAAACUUCGUAGCUGAAAGCAGCCCAGUUGUCGGUCCCUCGCUGUCCGUGUGUUUGCUGCUCGUGGCCGUGUGUGUGUGUUUUCCCGCUGGACUCGGUGUGUGUGUGUGUGUGUGUGUGUGUGUGUGUGUGUGUGUAAUGGAGGGCCCCGUGCGGAUUUCUCGGCACAGGAACGCUUUCUGCCGCUGAGGUUUGCUGAACAGAGACUGUACAUGCUGUUCAACACGGCCGCUGACAGAGAUCCAAGUGCACCAUGGACAGUGGCCUAAGGGUCCUCCUGUCUACCGUGCUGUGUCUCACUCAGUCUGUGCCCAUCAGUUGCUUUUCCCAUCAUCUCUCCUUCCAUUUCGAGCCUGUCUCCGUUGUCCAGAGUCAAGGUUCUGUUGCUCGUCUGCGCUGCUCAGCCAGCCCUCCAUCUGUGGUGGUUUCAUGGCGCUUCAAUGGCCAGCACCUGGACCAGGAUGUGUUGCCUGAUGUGGCGCAACACAAAGACUCCCUCAUCAUUGCUUCUCUUCAGCCAAGCCAUUUAGGCAUUUAUCAGUGUGUGGCGCAGUUAGACGGCGGGCCAGCUAUAGCCAGCCGUCAUGCACGUGUGGCCAUAGCAGAAAUUUCAGAAUAUGCUGUUGGUCAGCGGCGCUCUUUAUCAGUACAGGAAGGCAGCACUGUUCAUAUAGAUUGUCCUCUACCACACAGUGUUCCUCCAGCCCUCCCAAGACUCAGAGUACGAGGAGAGUGGAUAGACAUGUCAACAGGUGAUUAUUUAAUUCUUCCAUCUGGAAGUCUCCAGAUUACCUCUGUCUCAGAUCGGCAUCAGGGCAUGUAUAAAUGUGGCGCCUACAACCCUGUUACUGGGGAAACUAGGGUGCAGCGUCAUGGUACUAAGGUCUCCGUCAAACAUUCAGACAACUCAUCUCCUGUUCACGUUAUUUACCCCGCCACUGCCAUGACCGUGUCAGCGCAGCAGCAACAGCCACUGACACUGGAGUGUGUCCUGAGUGGCAGCCCUGCACCCACGGCCAGAUGGUUUAAGAAUGGCAAAGAGGUCACACUGGGGCAAUCUCACCAUCAGCAACACAACAACCUGGGUUUUGUUUCAAUGGAAAGCAGUGAUGAAGGGAACUAUAGCUGUGUCGCUGAAACUGAGAAGGGAACUUUGAUCAGCUCCAACUAUACUGUGAAUGUCCUUGAGCCUGUGUCUGUCUUGAGGGGUCUGACCAACCAGCAGGUGUCUCCUGGCUCCUCGGCUUCUUUUACCUGCACAGCAAAAGGAAGCCCCGCCCCUAACAUCACCUGGCUGUUCAACGCUGAUCCCAUCAAACUGUCACAUCACUUUCACAUCUCUGGAGACUCGCUUGUUAUAGUAAAUGUGAUGCCACAGGAUGAAGGUGUGUACCAGUGUCUGCUGGACAAUGGGAUCAGUUCGGCACAGUCGCAUUCUCUUCUUACGACACAGUCAGACUCACAGAAGAGUACAACCAGCAGCAAGAUGGUCGAGCCAUCACCGUCGCUUCAUCCCAUGCAGAGUGAUGAGGGCCAUGAACAUUUCCCGACGGAAGACGAAGGUCCGUUGGACACUCUCAACUUCCCAGCUGAUAGAAGUGGUGACCGUGCCACCCCAGAGGCGCCAAUCAUCAUCAGUCCCCCUCAGACUCACAAACCUGAUGUGUAUGACCUGGAGUGGAGGGCGGGGCGAGAUGGAGGCAAUCCAGUUAAUGCCUAUUUUGUCAAAUAUCGAAAGGUGGAUGAAAUGGGAACAGUAGUGGGGAGCUGGCAGACGGUGCGUGUACCUGGCAGUGAGAAGACUCUGCGGCUGUCCGAGCUGGAGCCCUCCAGUCUGUACGAGGUGCUAAUGGUGGCUCGAAGUUCAGCGGGAGAAGGCCAGCCAGCCAUGCUCACCUUCCGCACCGGAAAGGAAAAGAGCACCUCCUCCAGCAAGAAUCCGUCCAAGGCUCCUGUCAUCUCCAUGCCGCCAAAGGUUCCGCAGGACAAAACUCCCAACACACACUUUGGGGUGGUCUUGCAUGACAGAGUGCCCGAGGCUCCUGAUCGUCCCACCAUCUCCAUGGCAACCGAAAGUUCGGUUUAUGUCACCUGGAUUCCGAGAGCCAAUGGAGGCUCGCCAAUUACAGCUUUCCGUGUUGAAUACCGGCGUGGCCACAGUACAGAUUGGGUUAUUGCUGCAGAUAACAUCUCACCUCUCAAGCUCUCUGUGGAAGUUCGUAAUCUGGAACCUGGUUCUACCUACAAGUUUCGUGUUGUGGCCAUGAACAUGUACGGCGAGAGUCCUCACAGCAGUCCUUCUAAGAUGUACCAGGUGCCGCAAGCCAGCCCUCGUAUGGCAACCCGUCCUGUGGUGGGGCCGCACAUCUCCUCCACAGACGCCAUCAGUGAGACACAGAUCAUGCUGCGCUGGACUUAUAGUCCCUCGAGUAACAACAACACACCAAUCCAAGGCUUCUACAUUUACUACCGUCCCACAGACAGCGACAAUGAUAGCGACUACAAAAGAGACGUGGUUGAAGGUGUAAAACAGUGGCACAUGAUUGGUCACCUCCAGCCCGAGACUUCUUAUGACAUCAAAAUGCAGUGCUUCAACGAUGGGGGAGAGAGUGAAUACAGCAACGUCAUGAUCUGUGAGACCAAAGCACGUCAGUCCCCCGGGGUCCCCAGCCAGCACCCCAUCACCCCGCCGGGCCCCCAACCCCAGGAGCCACUCAGCCCUCCUGGAGGACUGCUGUACUUGAUUGUGGGUUGCGUUUUAGGAGUGAUGGUGCUCAUCCUGCUGGCAUUUAUUGCCAUGUGUCUGUGGAGGAAUCGCCAACAGAACAACAUGCAGAAGUACGAUCCUCCUGGCUACCUGUACCAGCCACCAGAGAUGAAUGGCCAUGUUCUUGAGUACACCACACUGUCUGGCACCAGCCACAUUAAUGGGGGCGUCCACGGGAGCUAUGGACACAGUAGUCCUAUAUCUCCCCAAGGGUGCCAUCACCUGCACCACAAAGUCCCCAAUGGCUUGGCACUGCUCAAUGGGUCCGGCAGUCUGCUGUCACCUGGCCACACACACAGCCUUGAUGGCACGCUAUCCCACAGCACCCGGGACUGUGAGCACUCACAUCCUCACCACCACCAUAACGGUGGAGGCAUGUACACAGCUGUGCCCCAAACAGAAUCUUCUGAUUGUAUGAGCUGUCAAAACCUUUGCAACAACAACAGAUGUUUCAACAAGACCAAUGGCACUUUUUCCAGUGGUACUCUGCCCCUAAUGCAUCGCAUGGCUGCGUGCCAGCAGGAUGGGCUGGAGAUGAUGCCACUGGGCCAGGUUUCUCCACAGUGCCACGGCUCUAUCAGAAGGACGCACUCUGGUGAGCCUGAGGCUGAGGCAGGAAACCAGCAGCUGUUUGAGCACAAGGAGUCCUUACUCUCCCAGCAUUCCUGCUGUCUGCUCGGAAACAGUGAAACCUGCCCAGCAGACGAUACUGCUGAGGACGAGCCGGACUGCGUGGACGUGGAGGAGCCCGUGGUGUGCUGGGAGAGUCUCGGCCUGCCGGACUUGGACUGUGAUGAAAAGCACGGGUGGAUUUCCAGCAACAGCCUGGUAGGAGAGCUGAUACAACCCGGCCCACAGGAGGUCUGAACGAACCCACUCCCCUGGUGUGGGGAGGGGGACUGAACCAGAGGACGAGCUCCGUCAGAGACACUUCACGGUGACAAGGACUCAAAACUGUGGAUGGACGGAGCCAAGUGAGCUGGAUAAUAAAGAGUGACGACGAGAGACUAAACGUAAAACCAGAUGGAGGGAAGCGGAAAGAGAAACGGAAGCGUAGCUCCAACAUGGAAUCUAGAUCCCAGUGGAGGGCAGACUCUUUAAAGAUCACAAACUCUUUAGAUGACUUAUUUAUUUUUUGUAGUAGUAUAAUAUUAUUUCAUAUGAAUGUAUCUGUUUAAAAGAAAAAAGUUUGUCUUUUAUAUUAUUUAUGCCUUUUGGAUGCGAAAUACUUUUUAUUUUUUUGGUGUUUUGUCCUCCGGUGUUCCACUUGGUGUGGAGGUUAGCAACUGUUGGUGUAAAGUUUUGUAAUAAUAUAAAGAGAAGAUAUGGAAGAGUAAAUAACAGGUUAUUUUCCAAGUC
Molecule: messenger RNA, 4198 nt
Organism: Thalassophryne amazonica
Lineage: Eukaryota; Metazoa; Chordata; Actinopteri; Batrachoidiformes; Batrachoididae
Gene: cdon
Product: cell adhesion associated, oncogene regulated
Exons: 19
Coding region: 326-3706 (1126 amino acids)
Biological process (GO): cell-cell adhesion; nervous system development; axon guidance
Cellular component (GO): axon; plasma membrane
Molecular function (GO): protein binding
Source: RefSeq, a predicted model, not a curated record